Molecule: messenger RNA, 243 nt
Organism: Prorocentrum cordatum
Lineage: Eukaryota; Dinophyceae; Prorocentrales; Prorocentraceae
Source: the annotation of a GenBank genome assembly
GUGGACCCGCGCACGGGGCUCGAGGAGGCCGGAUGGGACGACGACGACAUCGUCUUGGACGAGCACAAGUGGUGGCGCUUGCCGAGGCAGGCCUACAAGCCUGGUGAUCCGCGGCCGUAUCCCCCGACAGAUGAUUACCACAGCGAGGGCGUGCGCAACGCGUCCAAGGUGGCGGUGUUGAUAGCAUCUCUCGACGAGACCAAGGUGAUCGCAACUCUCAAGACGAUGUUCGAGAGGGCCCAG